AUGCUUACUGCCACGAACGAUAAUCAGGUGGAACCGCCGGUGUCGGGCGGAAAUCCGAAGAGUGCGCCAACGGUCAGCGUGGUGGACCUGCCACGCGUAGCCGACGCGACAGACGCAUCCGCCGCGCCGGCGCCGUUGCUGAACACAAACACCGCCAUCAAGAAGUUUUCCUGCUUGCAAAGCCUGCGGUUUGACGCUCUCAUGUCCGCAGCCGUCGUGGAGUUUAUUGGGACGUUUUUAUUGGUGCUAACCGUGCCUCUCAGCAUCACCCAGAAUGCAGAGAUGGCACCCAUUAGCAUUGGCUUCCUCCUCAUGUCGCUAGUCUUCUCUUUCGGCUACCUCAGUGGCGGUCACAUGAACCCAAUGGUGACCGUCUCCGUGUGGUUGGCCACCUCCAAAGGUGAGGGCUACGCCACCUUCAACAAGCGCCGACUCAUCAUGUACGUGGUCGCGCAGAUGGCGGGUGGUGUGGCAGCUGCCUUCUACUGCAUGCUGAUCAGCGGCCGGGACUUCCCGGUGCCGAACAUGGGGCGAAGCUUCAACAGGAUGCUGCGCGGCUUCCUUGCCGAAAGUGUGUUUACGUUUGUUCUCUGCUCUGUUGUCCUGCACGUCGCGAUCAGUCAGCAGCGCAACAACAACUUCUACGGCUUCGCCAUUGGCUUCUCGGUGCUGUGUGGAGGCUUGACGUGUGGCCCGAUUAGCGGUGGUGUCUUCAACCCCGCUGUGGCUACCCCUCUCAUUGUGGUGAGGUGCUUAUUCUCUUUCAACGAGUCUGCGUGCACACCGAUGGCAUCCCUGUGGGUCUACUGGGCCUCUGAGGCGGUCGGGGCAGUGUGUGCGUCGAUCAUGUACCUGGCGCUGCAGAACUUGGGGGACGAGGUCUAA
Leishmania mexicana MHOM/GT/2001/U1103 is the source of this 885-nucleotide messenger RNA. Its product is annotated as putative aquaporin. The transcript has a single exon. NCBI's taxonomy places the organism in Eukaryota, Euglenozoa, Kinetoplastea, Trypanosomatida, Trypanosomatidae. Gene Ontology annotation, molecular function: channel activity. The record is from RefSeq and is a predicted model, not a curated record. Gene Ontology annotation, cellular component: membrane. The coding region runs from base 1 to 885 and encodes 294 amino acids. Gene Ontology annotation, biological process: transmembrane transport.